Vitis vinifera (wine grape) is the source of this 1065-nucleotide messenger RNA. RefSeq lists its product as uncharacterized. Gene Ontology annotation, biological process: L-tyrosine biosynthetic process. The record is from RefSeq and is a predicted model, not a curated record. Bases 1 to 1065 code for a protein of 354 amino acids. Gene Ontology annotation, molecular function: prephenate dehydrogenase (NAD+) activity; prephenate dehydrogenase (NADP+) activity; arogenate dehydrogenase (NADP+) activity. Lineage: Eukaryota; Viridiplantae; Streptophyta; Magnoliopsida; Vitales; Vitaceae. The transcript has 3 exons.
AUGUGUCAGUGCCUUAACUCACUGGUCUCGUCCGAAUCUCUCUCCCAACUCUUCAAGAUGCUCUCCUUCCCUUCCUCAAAAUCUUGUCCUAUAGCAAAACCAGUGCCUCAACAUCUUCGCUCAUCUCUCUUAGAUUCCUUUUGUGGAUCCAAAUCUCUCUCUUUCAACCCACAAACUGGAUUCAAUCUCCGCCCAAAAUCUCUCCAAAUCAAAGCCAUGGAGGCCUCGCUAGACUACCACUUUGGAACCCAACUGCAAACCCAUAUCAAAACACCCACAAGCCUCAAAAUCGCCAUUAUUGGGUUCGGCAACGUCGGCCAGUUUCUCGCCAAAACCUUCGUCAGCCAGGGCCACACCGUCCUCGCCCACUCUCGCUCGGACAACUCCGACACCGCCGCAAAGCUCGGCGUUUCCUUCUGCAGCGACCCGCACGAUCUCUGCGAGGAACACCCAGAAGUGGUGAUGCUAUGCACCUCGAUCCUUUCGACAAAAUCCGAGCUCGAAUCGAUCCCGUUUCAGAGACUGCGGCGUAGCACGCUGUUUGUUGAUGUUUUGUCGGUGAAAGAAUUUCCCAGAAGCCUAUUUCUCGAAAUCUUGCCUGAAGAGUUCGAUAUUCUCUGCACACACCCAAUGUUCGGUCCGGAGAGAGGCAAAAAAGGGUGGGCAGGCCUUCCUUUCAUGUACGAUAAGGUCGGAAUCAGGGUUCAAAGUCGCGGUAUCGGUCAUUUGACUCGGGAGUUCCUGAGGCACAUCGGUCCCGGUGAUUGUAGAAGUGGGAUGUCAGCCUACAUGAUCACCGGAGGCAAAUCCUUGCAGAAGUUCCAUAACACAGUCUGUCCCGACUACAAACCCAUCAGGACCGUCGAUGAUAACAGCGGUGCCGAAGUCCGGCGACUCUGCUCCUCAUGUCGCUCAGAUCCAUCUCCGGCGGGAACUUGGGCGAUCCGAACAAGCAGGGAGGAGACAGAGGCAGCUGGGGAGAAGGCCGUUAGAGAUAUUGGGAGGAGGAGACUGGUUCUGGAGAGGUUUUCCAUUAGAGAGGCAGAGAGAGUUCUCGAGGGGUGA